AAUUCGGUAUUCACUCGCCCAGAAACCAUCGCCGCUGCGUCGUCAUAUCUGCUAGCGACGGAACUGCUCGCUUCGAGAGUCUUCUUUUGGAGGCCCUCCGUAUUACACGUGGCGGGUGCAAGGCGAUGCCGGGCGGAUAUGUCCGUCGCGGCCGCUGGAAAAGGUGGGGUCAUGCUGAACUGUGCCCCACCCUGGAUUUUCUCCGCGCCUCCACUGAAAAUAGACCGUGACUCUGCCAUCAAGACGUCGUCACUGUGACGAAAACACCACGCCGCCAUGGAUCCGUCACUUCUCAUCGGAGAUAUCGUGGAGCGCGAUGCUGGCGAAAAGAAACCGGUUCAGUUCACCGACCACCCCAUAUCGUCAACCGGAUUCCCGCAGCACAAACGGCGGUGGAGGUCUUCGGCCUUCAAGCAGCAGCGCGCCGCGCAAGCGGCCGGUGAGGAACCUGCAGCUCGACCCAGGCCGCAGAGGCAGGCCGCAGCGAACAACGUCCAAGAUGCUUCUCAGCCGGGGGAGUUCGAGGCGGUCGAGAGGAACCGCAUCGACCGUGAAAAUCGUCAGAAGCUCGCCAGCAUGAGCCCUGCCGAGAUCGCCCAGGCGCAAGAGGACAUCAUGAGCGGCUUGAAUCCUGCUCUGAUCCAGAAGCUGCUCCAACGUGCUAAUAUUGAAGAAACCUCUGGCCCUUCUCCGUUCGACCCACCACCCUCCGAGGUUCCCGAAGUAUCACAACCCCCGCCCGAAAUCAAGGUUGUCGAUACCUCGAAGCCAGAUACCCCGAGGGUUGAGGCGCAAGAUUCUCAACCGGCAGAACCAGCCAAAGAGAGCACUACCUCAUCCAAGAAGAUCGCAGACAAUUACGACGAAGACCAAGCGCCAUCUCAGAUACCCCCAGAUCUGUUCCCGAUUACCGAUCUACCCAAGACAACGCACUUCCCGGUGCCACCAUCCCUACCCGACCUCGAUCCCUCCGAUCCAAACUUCCUAGCUACCCUUCACGAAAAAUACUUUCCCAACCUCCCGGCCGACCCAAGUAAACUUGCUUGGAUGGCACCGAUCCCGACCAAGGAUAGCCCAGCGGAUAAGGACUCCCCGUAUUAUCCACACCCUGAGAUUACAAUCUCGGCAUUGAGAUUCGACUUCUCGGGCCGGUUCCUGUCUCCACGGGUCAGCCGAUCCAUCCCGUCAUCUAAAGGCUUGCACCACCACGGAGAGGCCCCGGAGGCUGCGGGAUACACCGUCGCAGAGCUUGCGCACCUGGCCCGGAGUGCAGUGGCGGCCCAGCGAUGCAUGGCGUAUCAGACGUUGGGAAGGAUCCUCUAUCGCCUGGGACAUGGCGAGUGGGGCAAGACUGUAGAUGAUCCCAUUGCCAUGGGUGUGUGGAGUUCGGUCAAGAAGGGACGGGUUUUAGAGAGUCUAACAGAGGCCGCCAUGAACGAAGGCGGGCACAGAGGUAGUCGUGCAUUUGCAACGGAAGCUCUGUGGCUGUUUGAAAAGGGGGGCUGGAAAGAGAAAUUCAAGGGACGGUAAAGAGGCGAUCAUGCGCGCAGGGGGAUAAUGAUAAUGAUAGAUUCCCUGUCUGUUAUCCACAACCGACUGUAACAUUAUGACAAAAAGGCCGACUGUCACGGCUGGGUUUGCUAAUUGACGACCUUGGUCAUGGGCGCUCAUCACGCUAGCAACAACCGAGCGAGAAGCUGAGCCAUAGUCACAACCAUUAAGCGCGUGAUUGGGACUGAGGCGAGCCACAAAAGCGACACGAUGAAUGAACAAUUCCCAUAGAAGCCGAGUGGCGCCUGCU
Ilyonectria robusta is the source of this 1801-nucleotide messenger RNA. Its product is annotated as RPAP1-like protein. The coding region runs from base 277 to 1530 and encodes 417 amino acids. Gene Ontology annotation, cellular component: nucleus. NCBI's taxonomy places the organism in Eukaryota, Fungi, Ascomycota, Sordariomycetes, Hypocreales, Nectriaceae. Gene Ontology annotation, biological process: transcription by RNA polymerase II. The record is from RefSeq and is a predicted model, not a curated record. The transcript has a single exon.